Molecule: messenger RNA, 1829 nt
Organism: Rhododendron vialii
Lineage: Eukaryota; Viridiplantae; Streptophyta; Magnoliopsida; Ericales; Ericaceae
Product: F-box/kelch-repeat protein At3g06240-like
Exons: 2
Coding region: 153-1430 (425 amino acids)
Molecular function (GO): protein binding
Source: RefSeq, a predicted model, not a curated record
GGGGGGGGGUGGAUGGAUAGCAGCUCUCGAGCCAAAAAUCUCUAAUUUAGGGUAUGCGCUGAACCUUCAUCAACCAAUUCCUAGCCGGAUAAACCCUAAAGAAAGGGAAGCCGCCUCUCUUUUGCCUCUAUUUCUCCGCAAAACCCUAGAAAAUGUCGGACCACCUUCCUCAAGACCUGCUGAUCGACAUCCUCACACGACUACCCGCCGAGUCUCUGGUGCGGCUCACUCCCGUUUCCAAGUCGUGGCACUCCCUCAUCACCAGCCCCAAGUUCAUCUCCCGACAUCUCCUUCGAACGGCGUCGAACCCCGACAACGAUCGCCUCCUCGUUCGCUACCGCACCGACGAGCCCAAGCGAGAUCACUACUCUCUGGUGGUGGACGGUAAGGACUCGUUCCAUCUACUCAAAACCCUCGAUUUACCUGUCGGCGCUUUCGAGUCUUUGGGUUACUCUGUUGUUGGUAGCUGUAAUGGGGUUAUCUGCCUGUCUGAUGAUCAGGAAUAUGGUUACACGGACGAUAUGUUCCUGUGGAAUCCCUCUAUUAGGAAGUUUUUUGCUAUUCCGAGAUAUAAUGUCACGUUUCAAUCGCACGGCCCCUUUAUGCAUUGUGUAGGGUUUGGAUACGAUCCCGUCACAGACGACUUUAAGGUGGUUAGAGUUGUGCAUACGGGUGUGGAUUGUGAUAGGAUUCCGCCGGAGGUUGAGAUUUACACUCUCAAGACUGGUCGUUGGCGGUAUAUAAGUGAUAAGGCGCUUCCGGUAAAGAUUAUGGAGCGAUAUCGGCAGGCUUAUUUUAAUGGGGCUGCACAUUGGAUGGCAUUUACUCGGGGUCCUUUUCGCCACACAAUCUUGGCGUUCAACAUGAGUGAAGAGGUUUUUAACGAGAUAUUUGUUCCGGAGAGUAUUACCCAUGAUGUGAGUCUUUACAAUAAGAUUACACUCUCUGUAUUUAAGGAAUCACUUUGUUUGAUCCAGUGUGUAUAUCGCAAUGACCGGCAUUGUUCGGUUUGGAUUAUGAAGGAGUAUGGCGUGGCAGCUUCUUGGGCCAAUCUAUUCAGAAUUGAUCUUUGUGGAGGUUUGAGCAGGCCCCUUGGGUUGAGGAAAAGUGGCGAAGUUAUAUUUGCAACUGAUGAUGGGAAUUUGGUUUCUUGCGAUCACCAGACCAAGCACAUUACAUAUGUUGGAAUAUGUGGCAAAUUUGGCGACGGGUUCUCUCACAUAUUUUACCCGGAUUCUUAUACGGAGAGCCUGGAAUUACUAAAUGUGCUGGAAAGUUCUGAAAAUGAAGUUGUUAGUGGCCAGAAAGAAGAAGAAAAAGAAGGAGGAGGAGGCAAACAAGAAGAAGCAAAAGGAAGCAGCCUGUUGCGAGCCGGAUACCAUCUCCUGAGCCCUAAUAGGCCGCCAAAUGGCUACCUUCUUGAUUUCUGAACAGGCCUUCACAUCUAGCUGCUCCUGGAUUACCUGUUGCUCCACCACUUGAGUCUACUGUUUUUUUUGUUUUUGUUUUUUGUUUAGAAUGAGAGAAUUAGGUACAUUUGCUAAAGGAUAUUGGAACGGGUCUUGGAUCUCUUGUAUAGGAAGUAAUAUUUCUAAUACUUGGGCAUUUGGAGUCGACAUUUGCAAUUAGAACCCUUGUUAUAAGCAAAGGCGAGAGAUUUGUCAGUUCUAAGUAACCUCGCUAGCUAGUGUGUAAUUCAUGUUCAUCUAGCUCGUGUUGGUACUUGCAUAUAUAUAUAUGUGUGUGUGUGUGUGUGUGUGUGUGUGUGUAUACAUAUGUAACUCCUUGUAGAUAUGCAUAUAAUGAGGAUCGAAUUGAACGUACUCUUU